UAGAUGUAAUUUUUCUUUUAAUCAUUUGGACAAAUCUGAGUAACGUUUCUUUGCAAGAAAGUUCAUAUGGUCAUUAAACAUAACUUGAUGUGUCUUCGAGAGUUUUGUGGCUUUCACUGUUAUAAAAUAUCUUAAUCUGUCGUCUAUUCAUAGUAUAAGUAUACGUUUAAUAUUUAAAAUAUCUUAUUGACAAGGUUAAUUGUAUAAUCUACGUAUACAGAUUUCGCUUUUACUUUCAAAUAUCGGUAUCAUGAAACCUACAGGGGAAACUAAAGUUUCUGGCGCCAAAAUUACUACUUCAGAGGCUAAGGUCAGAAAGUCUUUGCACGUUUUGCAGCCAGCAGCUACAGACAAAGAAAAUCUGGUGGGUGGUGGAAGGAUGUUCAAAGCAGAUUUGCCAUUCAAAGAUGCAUUAAAAAAGGAUAUUAAAAACACAUCGGAGAAAUCGAAAAAAGAAAGAAAAACACGUAAAAAAAUCGUUUACAAACAUAAGGCAGUUCAAACAGCGAGAGGAGAAAAGAUUAAAAUCGAAGUAGAAGAUUUGACCUCUGAAGCUGGUCCAAGUGAGAAUUAUUGGGAAGUACUAGCAGAAAGACGACGAAUAGCUCUUGAUGAUGCUUUAGAAGAAAAUAAAGAAUUACACGAACGCAUAUCAAAAUUGCAGGAAGAAAAUCGUUUAUGUAAAGAAAUGUUGGACGAAACACGGGCAUUGGUUGAAGUAUUACAAGAAAUGAUUGGAGAUGAUAGAAAUGACAUAAACAAUUCUUUGGAAGAUAGUGCUCUUUAAUUUUAUAUUAGAUGUUUAAGAGUAAUAAAAAUAUGUUUUAUACAUUAUCUCCAUAUUGGAGAAAAGCUUAAACAGAGA
Messenger RNA from Vespula pensylvanica (western yellowjacket), 865 nucleotides. It is a transcript of the gene geminin, whose product is annotated as geminin-like. NCBI's taxonomy places the organism in Eukaryota, Metazoa, Arthropoda, Insecta, Hymenoptera, Vespidae. The coding region runs from base 251 to 787 and encodes 178 amino acids. Gene Ontology annotation, biological process: negative regulation of cell cycle; negative regulation of DNA replication. The transcript is spliced from 5 exons. Gene Ontology annotation, cellular component: nucleus. The record is from RefSeq and is a predicted model, not a curated record.